ACAGAUAUAUAUUACAGCUGUUGGAGAGAAAAGGAGAAAAGAGAUGAAAGGUUACAAAAAGUUGUAACCUACAAAGAACAAAGCGUAUAGGUUUGCUCCUUGUAGCUAUGUUAUGUUACACCUUCCGCGCUUGAAAUGAGAGAUAAAUGUAUAGUUAUUAGAUAUUGAAGAAAGAGGGAAGAUGUGAAAAAAGUGCAGAAGUGGGGGAGUACCGUGCAUGUAAACAUGUAUCCUAACCUGCUCCAAGUUGCUUGGAGCAGUGACAUGUGCUUCCUGAUCAAUAUUGUUAUUUUUCGUUUUUAUCGCAACUGUUUAAUUGGCUAACAGCCAAGCAUUUAAUUAGGAUUAAAUUAAACACGCUCGGUGUUUUAUGCUUAUAUUACGCUUAGAGUGAAGUGUAAAAAUACACGGGAGAUAAGGAAGCUUAGACGAGUCCAGCAGCACAAUUUAUCUCGAGAUAAGUGUCUUGUGAGACAGAGACGAAAUUUUAACGAAUUAAAAGUUGCGAAUAAUCUUAAGAAAUUGACGCAAUGUCUGACACAAACGCUACGGAAACGUUAGCGACCAGCGUCGCGGAGAACGAGAAAAAUCCAUAUGCGUAUCUCGAGAGAGAUGAUUUCACUUCUGAGAAGUACAAGAUAGAGGUGCGCGGUUUGCCGAAGUAUUACGGAAUUGGUGAAUUUAAGAAGCUCGUGAACGAAAAGCUGGACCUGCAAUCGUGCAAGGUAAAGCCGCCCAGGAAAGGCAGCAGCUGGCUGUACGUAUGCUUCAGAAACGAGGAGUGUCGUCAACGAGCGAUAACCACUAUAAAUGGGAUUUUGUGGAAGAACAGUAAACUCACGGCGCAGGCAGCCAAGCCAGCUCCGGAUCCCUUUGUGAAGAGAAAACUAGAGGAAGAGUCCAGCAACAAGCGUCUGAAAACUGACGCCGAGGAUCCAAACUGCUCCCCCACUGAUAGAAUCAAAUUUAUUACUACCCCUUUGUGGAACAUGCCGUAUCCGGAUCAACUGGAACUCAAGCAGAAGGAGAUGAGAUCUAUCCUGAUGAAAAUUGGCCAGCAAAUGCUCGUAGAGAGCAAAGGUCUGUCAGAGUGGAUAUAUUCGCAAAAGAAAUUGUACGAUGGAUUGCCGUGCAAACUGGAGAAUAUACUUUCGGCAGAUGUUACUGAGGCGUAUAGAAAUAAAUGCGAAUUCACAGUUGGUAAAGACAGUGAACAGAGCAAAAUUAUGAUUGGGUUUAGAUUGUCAACUUAUGCCUCGGGUUCUACAGCAGUCGGACCUAUCGACGAUCUUUGUCACAUUCCGGAAAAUAUGAAAAUUGCUGUAAAGAUACUAGAAACAUUUAUACGCGAGUCAAACUUGGAGCCUUUCAAUCCGGUUGAUCAUAGUGGAUACUGGAGACAAGUCACCGCUCGAACCACUCGUGCCAGCCAUCUGAUGUUGAUAGUAGGAAUACACCCUCAGGAUCUAAGUAGCGACGAAUUAGAGGAAUUAAAAUCACAGCUGAGAAUAUUUUUCGAAACCGGGAAAGGUGCCGACGCUCAUGUCACUUCGUUGUAUUUUCAAACAAUAGAUAAGAAAAGUAUAGGCGGUGAAAGUAGCGACUCCUUAUAUCAUGUUAGCGGAACAGAAUAUAUAGAAGAAACGCUACUCGGAAUGAAGUUCCGAGUUUCGCCUCAAGCAUUUUUCCAAGUCAAUACAUUGGGAGCGGAAGUUUUGUACAAGGCGGCGAUUGAUCUUGCCGAACCCACGAUGGAUACGGCGCUACUUGACGUGUGUUGCGGUACUGGAACCAUAGGUCUCUGCUUUUCAAAGCAUUGCGGUGAGGUAUUAGGAGUGGAAAUUAUUCCCGACGCUAUAAAGGACGCCAAGGAAAACGCUAUCAAGAACGAUAUUACCAAUUGCGAGUUUUUUGUCGGAAAGGCGGAGGACAUUUUGUUGCCUGUCAUUCACAGGGCAACGAAAUCCAAUAUCACUGCCAUUGUGGAUCCCCCACGAGCUGGUUUACAUCAAAAGGCUUUAUUGACACUGCGUAAGUCAAGAAAGUUGAACAGACUGGUGUACAUAUCCUGUGACCCUCGUGCUGCCAUGAGAAAUUUAAUUGACUUAGCACGACCUAGUUCCAAGCAAUAUCUCGGUGAUCCGUUGGUACCGGUAAAGGCCAUUGCGGUUGACAUGUUUCCUCAUACUAAGCAUUGCGAAUUGAUAUUAUGCCUUGAAAGGCUAUCGAAGGCGAUGAAAUGAAACGAAUGUACUAUCCAAGAAAAUACGGAAUAAAGAACGUUCAAACGUA
This is a messenger RNA of Temnothorax curvispinosus, 2292 nucleotides long. RefSeq names its product tRNA (uracil-5-)-methyltransferase homolog A-like. Bases 531 to 2243 code for a protein of 570 amino acids. Gene Ontology annotation, biological process: RNA processing. Gene Ontology annotation, molecular function: RNA methyltransferase activity; nucleic acid binding. The transcript has 8 exons. The record is from RefSeq and is a predicted model, not a curated record. Lineage: Eukaryota; Metazoa; Arthropoda; Insecta; Hymenoptera; Formicidae.